AUGGAAGGAAGAACAUCGUCUUCAAGUCAUGUCAGUUUUCGUAUACCAAAGAAGAAAACACACACCAAGUCAGAGGAUGUCCAAGUUCAGUCCCCUUUGGCAAGGCUCCCGGGCUCCCACCAUUGGGACUACCCUUUAAAAGAGUGGAAAUUAAGUGCCAACAACAGAGAGCCUUCCACAAAAAGAAAACGGCAAAAGGACCGCAACAGACACAGCUCUAAUGAUGAAGAAUCAAUUGGGCAACCCAAAGUUAUCUUGACGAACGUCCUGAGGACGAAAAUAGGAAGAAAAUACACACAGGCGCAACUUAAAACUGGUGCUUAUUUUUCUGAUGCUGGCAAGCUGCAGUCACAUCAACCGCGCUCAUCAUCUGCUGCCAGCCUAAAGAUAUGGCAAAUUUUAAACCCUACUCUCCAAAGCCUUUUUCUGUCUGAAAGGCAACCCAAAGUUAUCUUGACGAAUGUCCUGAGGACGAAAAUUGGAAGAAAAUACAUAGAGAGCCACGUAAUAAUUGAUGCAGAUUUAUCUAAUGCUGACAAAUUGCAAUCGGGUCAACUACUUGCAUCAUCUGUUGCCAGCCUACAGACGUGUCAAAUAUUAAGUUCUCCUCAUGAGAGUUCUUUUCUGUCUGAAAGGUCUGAGUGUCGCCUGAGAAAGACAGAUGAUGUUCUGUGCAAAUUGACCAAGGCUUCUAAGGAACCUGAAAAAAAUAACAUCUUCACUUGUAGAAGACGGGAGCUGCAGAAGAAAGAAAACAAGAACUGUGAUCACCUGGAAAAGAGGAGGAGAAACGUGAACAGCACUGCUCUUAGUCAGAAGGAAUCAGGCUCUUCUGAUUCUGAGAAAAGGAAAAGAAGAUCUAGUGGCCAUAUUUCUGAUGAUUGUAAUGCACACAUUCCAGAAAAAUCACUUCUUCUGUCUAAAGAGCAACGAUCGAAUUCGACUCAGUCUCCUGGCCACAAAACACCCUGUCAGGAUAAACACAGUCACACAUCUAAUACAAUUCUGGUGCCAGAUUGUACUCCCCAGGCAUUAGAGAGAGAUUCUGAUGACAUUUCCACCCACAACCACUUAAGGCCUCCUCACAGCUGCGCAGAGGAACCGGGCUCAGAGUCUCCUUCCAGAAAUUUGUCAGAGAAACAGCUUUCUGCUGCCAGUAAGGAUGUGACAUCACCACGAGUUAGUACCAUCAGGAAAUCGAAGAUGGACACAUCACAGUACCUGAUCAAGCUGCGGAACAGUCUCUGCAGGGGUAAUCGGCAACUUGUUUCAGUUGACCCAAUUGUCCUUUCUAGUGACGAUGAAGAUGAUCCUUCUGACCCACAAUGUGCAGAGCUGCUGCAGGAUAGUGUCACUGACAAAGAACCAGAGCAACAGUCUGACUUCUGUUUCUCAACAGAGCAAUUGGAAGAGAAGAUGGGAGGUCGCGGAAACCAGUUUUUAAUAGAGUCACCUGAAGAUAAAGAUCCUGUCAGCUCACAAUCUGGAAGCACACCUAGAAAACUGAUGAACCCAGCAUCGGAUGUUCAGUUUGGUAGUCUAUACGUUGGGAAAUUUAAAUGGUUAUUAACAGGUCCUGCUGAGUUUACAAGCAAGUAUAUUAUGAUGCCAGUUCAGGUGGCUCUUAAUAAGAAUAUUAAGCUGACAGUGGAUACUCUGGAUCUGAGAAGGUUUGGCUUGUGGAGAAGUACUGGUAGCUGUUCAGCAAUGAUCAUUUUCCUUUGGUUGUCCGUGGAUUAUUUAGAAAAACUUGAAACCCAAUUAGGAAAGUUAGUUAUCGGCAAGCCGU
This is a messenger RNA of Apaloderma vittatum (bar-tailed trogon), 1789 nucleotides long. Its product is annotated as sentrin-specific protease 7-like. Gene Ontology annotation, molecular function: SUMO-specific endopeptidase activity. Gene Ontology annotation, biological process: protein desumoylation. Gene Ontology annotation, cellular component: cytoplasm; nucleus. The annotation marks the transcript as partial. The record is from RefSeq and is a predicted model, not a curated record. The transcript has 12 exons. Lineage: Eukaryota; Metazoa; Chordata; Aves; Trogoniformes; Trogonidae.